GACAUUUUUAAAAUGGAAGGAAAUAUUAAGAAUACUAACAUUCGGAGAAAAGUUAGCUCAAUGAGGAGGAGAUCUUCAAGGAGGAGCUAUGGAAUAGGAGAAAAUAGUAAAAAGAGACCUUCUUGACUCAAUUUGAAUAAAGGUGAAAAGCUCCCAAGCGUAUGGCCUAAGACAACUAAGCAGCAAGCUUAUAGAAAUUACCAGAGGAUGGAUCAAAUGAGUACAGUUGCAACUAAUAAGAAUUCUUCCCUUGCUACUAAGAGGAAUCGGAAACAAUCUCUGAACCAUGUGAGUCAAGGCAAAAGCUCUAAAAGAGAUGCUAAUAAAUCUACUAUUCAUACAGUGGCGAAGGAGAAAAAGACUCGAAAGCAGAAGGAUAGUGCUCCUAGGCCUAAAUAUCCCAAGAAUAAUGAUAUCAACAACACUAUGAAAAAGAAAUUUAAAGUGGUCAGCAACAACAAGAAGGAAUAUAGCACUACUCAUAAUUCCUCAGCUUGAAGAAGCAACUCAAAAUUGAAGAAUAAGAUGGUGAGAAAGAAUAGUAAACUUAAGGUGAAGAGGACAGCCCGCCAUCCUAAAGCUAGAUCAAAAGAAAAGACUGACCUCCAAACUCAAGGAAGGCAAGGGCAGCCUAAAAGUAAUGAAAAAUCUGCUAUUAAGAAGAAUACUGAAGAGAGGCAACCAGUUUUGAAAUCUAAACUAAAUUUUACAAAGUCCCGUACAAAUGGAGGGAAAAUUCCAAAUCUUUAUAAAAAGUCUGGAGUCAAGUCAAAGAGUAAAGGCCAUGAUCAUAGAGGGCAUGAUAAAGACAAACACUAUCACAAAAGAGAUCUGAACCACAGACAUGAAGCUAGAACACUGAGUAAACAUACAAAGAGGAGUAUGACUAAAAAUUUGAGGAAAAAUGAGUCUUCAAAUUUCUUCCCAACUGAUAUUUUCCAUGGUCUUGGGACUUCACUCAAAGAGCUGAGGAAGAAAUAUGGAAGCAGUAAUAAAUUAAGAUCACAUCGCACUCUGUUGCUGCCUAAGAUGUUUAAUAAGAAUAAUAAGGUUAAUACUAAUGAAGGGAGUGCUUCUAAGACUAGGAUCAAUAUUAAAAACAAAAGAGGUUCAGUAUACAAAGGAAGAAUAUGAGACAAAUCUCUCACUAAAGUUAACUCACAAUCAGAAUAUGGAUUUAAAAUCAAAAGAAAUAGGUCUUGUAGCCAAAGUUCAACUUCAAAGUGAGCAAAGGGAAAACAUAGUAGCCAAAGCAGAAUAUUAUCAAUUAAAGGUAUCAAGAACUUAAGUGUACUUGCUAAGAAAGUUAAAGAGAGGGCUCAUAAAAGCUUCACAAAAAGAAAGACAAGUGUAAAAAAGUUAGCCACCACUCAUAAAAAUAGCAUAAAUAGAGAAAAUACAGAAUUAUUAAGAACAGAUCACCCUGUAUUUAAAACCUCCAUCAAAAGAAGAGAAGAAUUCAUCGCAAGCCAGGAGAACUAUUCUUCUACCGAAUCUGAGGAGGAAUCUCAAGAAAAGGAGGAAGUCUCAAUUCCAAACCUUGAUAGUGACGAGGAAAAGGAGGAAUCUCCAAACAGAGAGAUUAAUUUUGCUAAUCUUGUUCCAGAAAAACAAUGUACUCCUAAAAGUCCUUUACUACUUCCUCAGGAGAAGAAGUUAGCCAAAGAUUUAGGAUAUAGUUUGGAUACUAAGCUUCAAAAUGAUGAGUUCUUCUUCAUAGAUCUUGAAAAUAUGUGAUUCUGCCUCUCAAUAGCUAUACAUAGGAAGAUUACAUUCUCCAGAGGGUUUUUGUUCCUUGAAGAUUUAGAAAAAUUACAUAAGAGAAAAGGAUCAGUUGAAAAAGAUCUUGAUGCUAGUGAUUUAUCGAUGCAUAAGCAUGAGAUAAACUAUAGCUAUUGCUUCCCUGAUCAAGUCAAGCUAGAUCUUGCUGAUCAAUAUAUCUCAAAUAAAGAGGACCUUAGCAGAUGUAGAGAAGAAACUUGAAGCGUCAAGAAAGCUUUAGAUAUGGAUGAGGAAGAGUAAAAAGCUUAGUUUUUAAUGCUAUUUGAGCAAAAGAGGACUCACUAGAUACUUUCGAAGCUAUCCUCAAAGAGGGAAGAUUUUCAAACUUUGUGAGCAAUCAGCCUUCAUGAAGAGAGUCCCC
Messenger RNA from Moneuplotes crassus, 2143 nucleotides. The record is from the annotation of a GenBank genome assembly. Lineage: Eukaryota; Ciliophora; Spirotrichea; Euplotida; Euplotidae.